AUGCCAGAUGGUGGACAUGUCGGAGACUCGGUGGCGCCGGAGCCCAAGAGCAUCGGAAACUUCUCCCUUGUUCGCAGGGUGGAUCUCGACUAUGCGCCAGGAAUGAGCGUCGAGAAGUGGAAGAGCAGCAAGACUGAUCUCAGCGUCUACUGGGCCAACUUCGAAAGCCCGCUGCUCAACAGCUAUUCGACGAUAGCUAGCGAAAUCUUCAACGACAGUGGUGUGCCGCACACGCUCGAGCAUCUCAUCUUCCUGGGCUCUGAACAGUAUCCAUACAAGGGUGUUCUCGACAACCUCGCCAACAGAGCCUUUGCGCAGGGUACCAAUGCCUGGACUGCAAACGACCAUACAGCGUACACGCUCACCACUGCUGGAUCCGAUGGUUUCCUGCGAAUGCUGCCCGUCUACCUCGACCACGUUUUCUUCCCAACGCUGACGAAGGAUGGCUUCACUACGGAAGUCUAUCACAUCAAUGGCAAGGGGGAGGAUGCAGGCGUCGUCUAUUCGGAGAUGCAAGGCCGCGAAAACAGCUCUGGGGAUCUCGCGGAGCUCGUCUUGCAACGUACUCUUUAUCCUGAUUCAUCGGCGUACAGGAGCGAGACUGGUGGCCUCAUGAGCGCACUUCGGGUUCUCACGGUCGACGAAAUCAGAGCCUAUCAGCACAAUUACUACGCUCCUCACAACAUUGCUCUCGUCGUCUGCGGUCCUCUUGACCGAAGCCAGCUCUUCGAGAGCCUUGCACCGGUUGAGGAACGCUUGCUGGACCACGGGCUCAAGGGAAAGCCCCCAGCCUGGAAGAGACCUUUCGUCGAGACCCCUACGAACCAGGUGCCCAAGAUCGAGAGCCACAGGGUCGUGAAGGUCGUCAAUUUCCCGGAGAAGGACGAGACCACGGGCGAGGUAAUGAUUACCUGGGUCGGCCCUGAGAUCACCGACCGCGUCACUGGCGAGGCACUUAGUGUACUGGGCACCUACCUCACUGACUCGGCCGUCAGUCCGAUACAAAAGGCUUUUGUCGAGAGGGAUGACCCCUAUGCUACUGAUGUCUUUUUCAAUUAUUCGGACAAGAUCGGCCGCACCGUCAUCACAACCUACUUUUCUUCAGUUCCCACCGAGAAGCUCGAGGUCCUCGACGUCGAGCUCGUCGAUACAGUCCUCAAAAAGAUUGUCGAGGAGGGCAUCGACAUGGACAGAAUGAAGAUGGUCAUCGAGAGGGACCGGCUCAAGCUCUUGGAAGACCUCGAAACCAAGCCGUCCGACUCUUUCGCCGACGUCAUCAUCACCGAUUUUCUCUACGGUCGUACAGACGGCGGUGAUCUGGCCGACAAUUUGGACGAUAUGAAGAGGCGAGACCUCUACUUGACAUACACGCCACAGAAGUGGUCCGACCUCCUCAAGCAGUUCUUUAUUGAUAAUGCGAGAGUCGUCGUGUCUGCCAAGCCGGCCGCGAGCGAGGUCGAUCGUCUUAAGAACGAGAAAAAGGCUUUGGAAGACAAGCGAAAGCAAGAGCUUGGUGAAGCGGGCCUCAAGAAGCUUGAAGAUGCUCUUGAGGCCGCUAAAAAGGCGAAUGAUGCACCAAUUCCACCCGAAAUGCUCUCGAAGUUCAAAGUGCCGCCCUCGUCUAGCAUCAAAUGGAUCCAGGUGGGCACGGGACGAAACUCGUCGUCUGCUUCGAGAGACACAUCCUCAGUCGCAUUGGACGUCUCUGGUUCUGCUCUUGACAAGCAAGUCCAGGCACACCUCGACAAGGAAGGUGUCCAACUACCCUUCUUUGGCGAAUGGGAUCAUGUCAACUCAAAUUUUAUUACCGUGGGCAUGCUCUUCAGCACCGCAAAGCUGCCCGCGCACCUUCGCCCGCUGCUCAACGUCCUGCUGUCGUCGCUCUUUUCACUACCGGUGACACGCGCCGACGGAUCCAAGUUGACGUUCGAGCAAGUCGUCAAGGGACUUGACGAAGACACCAUUAGCUACGAAGCCGGUCUAGGCGCCGGAUCUGGCUUCUCGGAGCUCGUCUCGAUCGACAUCAAGGUAGAAAAGCGAAAGUACGAAAAGGCUAUCUCGUGGCUCCGCGACCUCAUCUGGGGCACAGAGCUGGCGAUCGACAGACUCAAGGUGACCGCUGCCAAGCUCGCUCAGUCGCUCCCGGAACAGAAGCGAGAUGGAAGGGGAAUCUCCUGGGCUUUGCUCCGUUCGAUGACGCAUGACUCGGACAAGUCAUCCAGCGCCAGCAACUCGAUCCUUUCUCAGGCUCAAGCGAUCCCCAAGCUUGUUGAAAGGCUUUCCAAGCAGCCGGAAAACGUCGUGGUGGAGCUCGAGGAGCUUCGAAAGGCUCUGUUCCAACCGGAAAAUCUGUUUGUCUCGGUCGCAGGCGACGUGCUCGACACUGCUUUGCCAAAGGCACCGUUUGCUCGACUGGCAGAGCACAUGAAAUGGAGCGAGAGCGCGAAACCCACUGUACCGGUCCCCUGGUCCAAGGAUGUUUUGCAAGAGUUGGGAAAGGCGCCGGCAAAGAAGGGCCUGAUCUGCCCUCUGCCGACAAUCGAGAGUUCCUACGCCGUCUUCACAGGAAAAGGCGUGACUGGAUUCCAGGAUCCCGAUUCGGCUGCCCUCAUCGUAACGGUCACCGUCCUGAACGCCAUGGAAUCCUACCUCUGGCGCUUCAUUCGUGGAGCCGGUCUUGCAUACGGCGCUUCGAUCCGCUCAGAGUCGGAAUCGCAACAAAUUCACUUUAGCCUUUACCGCUCGCCCAACUCCUUCAAGGCUUUUGAAGAGGCCAAGAAAGUCAUUCAGCAGCUGGCGAGUGGAGAAAUGGAGAUUGACGAGCUCACACUCGAGAGCGCAAAAAGCUCCUUGCACUUUGCAGUCGCCGAUAGCGAGGGCACCGUCGGGCAAGCGGCCAAUGAGUGUUUCGUCGAUGCGGUGCUGAGGCAGACUGGAAAGGGUAGAGGUCAACAACUGCUCAAGGAGGCCGAGGCUGUCACGCUGGCGGAUGUUCGUGCGAGCCUCAAGAAGUACAUCGUGCCAAUCUUUGAUCCGUCAAGGUCCAUCUGCGCCGUCGUUUGCUCGCCCGGCGAGAUUGAGAGCAUGGAGAAGUCACUGAGGGACAUUGGCUACGACAUGGAGAGGCGAGAGCUCGACUUGGGCGCCGACGACGAAGACGGGGAUGAUGGAGAAUCAGAAGAUUCAGACUCGGUCAUGUCCGAGUCGGACAGUGGGCAGGGUGCCAACAAAAAAGUCAAGCUGUAG
This is a messenger RNA of Acaromyces ingoldii, 3246 nucleotides long. RefSeq lists its product as hypothetical. Gene Ontology annotation, molecular function: metal ion binding. The transcript has 4 exons. Bases 1 to 3246 code for a protein of 1081 amino acids. NCBI's taxonomy places the organism in Eukaryota, Fungi, Basidiomycota, Exobasidiomycetes, Exobasidiales, Cryptobasidiaceae. The record is from RefSeq and is a predicted model, not a curated record.